This is a messenger RNA of Macrosiphum euphorbiae (potato aphid), 1407 nucleotides long. Lineage: Eukaryota; Metazoa; Arthropoda; Insecta; Hemiptera; Aphididae. The record is from the annotation of a GenBank genome assembly.
AUGGCUUCAUAUAUGUUUCAAAAAACUAUAACAUCAAUUUGUACAUGUGGCUUGCAGAAACUUUUACCUGACCUUUUUUUCUGUCGUCAUUGUAUUACACUUCGUUGUGACUUCUGUGUUAGUCAUGAAAUUGACACAACUUACUGUCCUCAUUGUUUUGAAAAUCUAUCAUCGACCGAAGCCAAACAUAAGAAAAACCGGUGUGCUUCUUGUCUAGAGUGCCCACGAUGUUUUAAUACUCUUUCAACACGUUCAUAUUCUCGAACACCUGAACCAAAAAAACCACCUCAAAAAAUGUAUUACUUACUCUGUUUAUUUUGUAACUGGCGAUCACAUGAGCCAAACAUACCUGAUCAGCCAACUUCUUCAGGUAACUGGCCAGUAAACAAAAAUCCAGAUGAUGGUCGUAUACUGGAUUUAAUCAACUAUUAUAAAUCUGUUUCUUUAAAAGAAGUAUUUGAUAAGCAGAAAAGGAAUACUAAACAUUAUGGUCGUAAUUAUAUGCAUUUUUUGGAAAAAUUUGGUUUAAAUGCAAUGAUGGCUCGGAAAAAGGUAGGAUUUCCAAAUUUUCAUGCGGAUGGUACUGGUUUUAGUACUUCAGAAAUUAAUCCAGCUGAAGCCAUUGAAAAUGUUCCUGAAUUAUCUUCAAACACAUUUGAAGAUAUUGUAGAUUUGAAACAAAUUUCAACUUUAGAACAACGUUUUGCAACUCCUGAACUUCAAGCAGAAAAUACUGAUGAUCUGUUUCCAAUUCGUAAACAUCUAAGAGUAAAACAUUCUUUACGUUGUCGUGUAUGUGAACAUAACGUUGUUAAACCAGAAUAUAAUGCUGUAAAGUUUAAAAUCAAACAUUUAGCUUAUUAUUAUGUGCCAGAAAUAAAAAUAAUCAAAUGUGAACCAUUACUGGCCGGUAAAUGGAGUUCCUUGGUACUUAAGUUAUGUAAUCCAUCACAAGCAUCUACAGCUGUACGUUUUGAAAAAUUAGAUUUAAAUGCUAUAAACAUAAUUAGAGAGCCAAGACAACUGGAAGGGGAAGAUCUAAUAUCUACGCCUAAGCAAUUGCCAGAACCAAUUCCUAUUGUAUUAGAAUUACAGGGUGAUAUUAUAGUUCCGGAAGGUGAAAUAAAAAUUGCAGCUAGAGAUGAUACAGCUGAAUAUGAUGAUACAAACGAAGUAAAUACAGACAACGAUGACCCAAAAUAUGUAUAUUGGAGAAAAGGCAACAAAGUUGCAUUAAAAUUUGAAGUAAAGCCUAAUGAAAAUAUUAAAAAAAAUGAAAAUGUACAAUUAGGAUUUGUUAUGCAUUUUAUGUAUUCGGAUACAAUGUUACAUGUGAUUAAUCCAAAACAACCUCAAACUGUAUUAGUGCCGAUAAAAAUUGUACUGAAUUUACCUAACUCUUUUUAA